Molecule: messenger RNA, 5650 nt
Organism: Lepisosteus oculatus (spotted gar)
Lineage: Eukaryota; Metazoa; Chordata; Actinopteri; Semionotiformes; Lepisosteidae
Gene: filip1l
Product: filamin A interacting protein 1-like
Source: RefSeq, a predicted model, not a curated record
CUCUCCGCCACUGCACUGAGAGUGCCCCCGGACCCGCAGAGGUCAGGAUCCCGACAGGGCCAUCUGGUCCUGGGAGCGGAGAGUGGCGAGGAGAGGAGGGUGGGAUAAAUUUAGAAGACUGCAAGACUUCUGCGUGCCAGGCUGACUUCACUGCUCUGCUGUCCUCUGCAGCUCUGUGUCACAGCAGGGAUCGAACUCCCCUCCUCCCCAUCCUUCUAGCUGUGUGUCGCUCUCCCCCUUCCUCCAGGCUCACAAUCAGAAGGAAUCAGUCAAAUAUCCAGAGCCCCCCCUGACCCCCUCCCUUGCAUCACUCUUAUUGGGAUAUCACCAUUGGAAUCAGCAAGCAAAGGAAACGGAGGAUACUGAAACCAUACAAUUGGAUAACAAUUCUUCCUUUUGCUUGAGAUGAAACACUCACAGCAACAGCAGCAGCAGCAGCAGCAGCAGUGACUGCAAGAACCAGAAUUUGUAUGCAACACAGCAUUCCCUAAGAUAAACAACCAUGCGUUCCCGUAGCAACAGCCUAGAGAGUUCAGGCAAGACAAAGCGAUCUCCGCAAAGAGCAUGCUCGCGACAGAGGAACUCAGAGCGCGAAGACCUCUCCACCGGGGGGACAGGAAGAGCAAAGCACACAGCGAAGGAUAAGCAGUCCCCUGAAAACACAGACACCAUCCGCAGGAACCACAAAGGGGGAAACAGUCAGAGCCACAGGACAGGUGGGGUCACUUCUGGAAAGGGCAGGGAUCUCUCCCGGGAUGAUCUACUCUUUUUGCUCAGCAUGCUGGAGGGGGAGCUUCAGGCUCGAGACGAGGUCAUCACUGUCCUGAAAGCGGAGAAGAUAGACCUGGCCCUGCUUGAGGCCCAGUAUGGCUUUGUCACCCCACAGAAAGUGCUACAAGCACUGCAGAGAGAUGCUAUUCAAGGGAAGGCAACUCAGUGGCAGGAGGACAUCUAUGAGAAACCUAUGGCUGAGCUGGACAGGGUGGUGGAGAAGCAGAAGGAGAGCCAUCGGCGUAUGCUGGAGCAACUGCUCCUGGUGGAAAGAUCACACAAGCAGGCCAUUCACAAGCUGGAGGAAGAGAAGAAAAAGCAUACAGAGUACAUGCAGAAGAGCGAUGAGUUCACCAACUUGCUGGAACAGGAGCGUGAGAGACUCAAGCUUCUGAUCGACCAGGAAAAGGACUACCAGGAUCGAAGGGAAAAAGAGAGCAACAAGAAAGUGAACAGCCUGAAAGAAGAGCUUACAAAGCUGAAAUCGUUUGCGCUGUUAGUGGUGGAUGAGCAGCAGCGCUUGACCGAGCAGCUCACCCAGCAAAGCAACAAGGUCCAGGAACUUACAGCAAGUUUGGCUCAAGCUCAAGAGAAGCUCAGCUCUGCUGAGGCCAGGGCACAGGAAGGAGAACAAAAAGCCUUUCAGCUGGAAGCUGAGCUGCGUGAUCAGGCCUGUCGUUUCCAUCAGCAGCAGGAGGCCAUGACUGCCAAGCUGACCAACGAGGAGGCACAGAACCGACAGCUCCGACAGAAACUCGCCACCCUAAGCAGGCAGAUAGAUGAUCUAGAGGACACUAACAAGACGCUCCGCAAAACGGAGGAGGAACUGCAGGACCUAAGGGAUAAGAUCAACCGUGGGGAGUGUGGGAACUCCAGCCUGAUGACCGAGGUCGAGGAGUUAAGGAAGCGAGUGCUGGAGAUGGAAGGGAAAGAUGAGGAACUCAUAAAAAUGGAGGAUCAGUGCCGGGACCUGAACAAAAAGCUGGAAAAGGAGGCUAUCCAAAGUCGGAGCUUGAAAGCUGAGGUGGACAAAUUAAACCGCAGAAUUAUGGAGCUGGAGAAGCUGGAAGAUGCUUUUAGCAAGGGCAAGCAGGAAUGUUGCUCACUAAAAUGCAAUCUGGAGAAAGAGAAGAGUGUGAGCAAGCAGCUCACGAAUGAAUUAGAUUCACUUAAGGUGAGAAUCAGAGAGCUGGAGGCAAUUGAGAGCCAGCUGGAGAAAACAGAAAUUACACUGAAAGAAGACCUCACCAAACUGAAGACACUGACAGUCAUGCUGGUAGAUGAAAGGAAAACCAUGGCCGAAAAACUUAAGCUGACAGAAGAGAAACUGCAUAUUACUACUGACAAACUGCAAGCUGAGCAGGAUAAGGUAACAUCUGUGACUGAAAAGCUAAUUGAGGAGAGCAAGAAAGCCCUGAAGUCCAAGGCUGAGCUUGAAGAAAACAUGUACAGUGCAACCAAGGAAAGAGAUGAACUCAAGAUCAAACUGAAAGCAGAGGAAGAGAAAGGAAAUGAUCUGCAGUCCAAAGUUAACAUGAUGAAAAAAAGGUUGCAAUCACUGGAAGCUGUGGAGAAAGAAUUCUUAAGGAACAAAGCAGCUAAACAAGAACACAUUAAGCUCGCUGGUGUAACUCAUUUUCAACAAGAAGACAACAAAAUAAAGGAUCUAACACAAGAAGUAGAGAGGCUGAGGAGAAAGCUAAAGGACAUGAAGGUGGUGGAAGAUGACUUAUUGAAGACUGAGGGCGAGUUUGAAUCUCUGGAAAGGAGGUACUCCAACGAACAAGAACGAGCAAAGGUCCUAAUGGCAGAGCUUGAGGCCUCCCAAAAGGAGCUUUCUAGAUAUCAGCUGGCAGAAAAAGAAGAGUCUAAUCAGGAGCAUAUUCUCUACAAACGCCUGAAGGAGGAAGAGGCCAAGUCCAGCCAUUUAACCAGAGAAGUAGAAGCUCUGAAGGAAAAGAUCCAUGAAUAUAUGGGUACAGAAGACUCAAUUUGUCGUCUAAAAACAGACCAUGUCACACUGCAAAGAAAAUUGAUGCUGCAGGAAACCAAGAACAAAGAACUAGCCCGAGAAAUGGAAAAUCUUACUAGGGAACUGGAGAGGUAUCGCCGCUUUAGUAAAAGUCUUAGGCCUGGUUUAAAUGGGAGGAGGAUUUCAGACUUGCAGGUCUCCUCAAAGGAAGUGCAGACUGACCCAACAGAUAAUAAGCCUCCUGAUUAUAAGAGUUUAGCACCUUUUGAAAAGGCAGUUGUGAAUGGAAAGCUGUAUGAGGAAAGUGAUCCUGAGGACGACUCCAAUUACAACAAUGAGCAGCCAAUCAACAAGUGCAGCCCCUCCCUCAUCAAUAAUGUGAACAACUUGAACAACAACAAGAAAUUAAGGGUGCCUUUCGCCAAAAGCAAGGAAAGCCACCACCCUCCAAAUGGUAAAGUGUUAACCCGACAAAAUGGGAACCACGUCCAGCAGGGGGAUGUGGUACUGACUCACACCCCAGGACAGCCUUUGCACAUCAAAGUGACACCUGAUCACGGACAUAAUACUGCCAUGCUAGAAAUAACUAGCCCAACUUCAGAGAAUGCUCACUCUUUUACCAGCACUGCAGUAAUUCCCAACUGUGGGGGUAUACCAAAGCAAAGAAUUACUAUAAUCCAGAAUGCCUCCUUAUCUCCUCCUACAAAAUCCAAAGGCUCCCCAUCUUCUGAUGGGCUGUGCUCCCCUGACAGAGCCAUGUCACCUCUCACCAUGACUACCUACUCCCGAGCCAUGACCCCAGACUCAUCUGGAUCUGGAACUCCCGACAGGGCGAUGUCACCCAUCCAGAUAGUCGCAGUCACCACCAGCUCUCCAGAGCGGUCACUGUCCACCGAGUCUGUGGAGGUCAGCGGCAGUCACGCGGUCUUCCGUGUCACGCCAGAGAGGCAGAACAGCUGGCAGCUGCAGAGGUCAAACAGCAGUGGCCCCAAUGUCAUCACCACAGAGGACAACAAAAUCCACAUCCACUUAGGCAGUCCCUAUAUUCAAGCCAUUAACAGCACAUCCAGACCCAUGAGUCCUUGCUCGGUGCAGGAAAACAGAACUUCAGUAUUAAUGAACGGCACUCCUAUUAAGACCGGCAACAAAAUCACCAGUAGCAUCACGAUAACACCUGCCACUUCCCCCAUCCCAAGGUCUUCGCAAAUUACAAUCCCUGCAGAAGCAUUCCGGCAGCCAGGCCCCACCAGGAUUCCCAAACCGAAAGGCUGCAGUUCCGCUAAAAUAACCAGCGGCACUGUCAACCCAGGCCAAUGCAAAAACUAUCUUCACAGCCUUCCUCACGCUGGCAAAGACCCCACUUUAAGACAUGGAUCCGCCAAAAUUUGAACUCCUUUUUGCUAUUUUAUUCCUGCAAAAGUAAGAAAAAAAAGCUGGAUAACAGUGCAGCAUUGUGGCAUGACAGUAGUUAGUGCAGCUUCCUCAUAGCCCCUGGGUCCUGGGACUGACUCCUAGCUGCGGCGCCUUCUAUGUGCAGUUGCAUUCUCUCCCCGUGUCCACGUGUGUUUCCUCUACGUUCUCGAAUUCCUCUCACGGUGCGAAGACCUGCUGUCCAGCUCGUGCCUGUGUGCUUGAACCACGCGAUGUCCAGUCUGCCCCCUUAUGUACUGCGCCUGCCGGGCUAGGCUCCCACUCACCACGAGCCUCCUCUAAUGAUAAAUCGGGUACUGAAAAUGGAUGGACAGGGACUAAUGGAGGGUUCAUUAUUGCUUUUUUUCCCCCCGAAACUCCCACAGGAAUCCUUAAACAAAGGAUCUCUGCAGCUACAACAUGUACUGUAUGUGCCAUGGAAUCUGAUUCACAGGAAGGUGCUAAAUACAUAACAUGUAUUAACAUAUAGGAUAAUCUCUAAUGUCUGGGGUUGCAGCAAAGCAAAGCAAGAGAUGCAAGUGAAUGACUUAGCAGUAUAUAGAUAUCAAGUCUUUAACAUCUCAGUUUCAAGUUUAAUACAUUACUGUAUGAAGACAUAAAAUUAACAUUAGACAAGGGACACAUUAAUACACUUAAUGAUGCAGGAUUUAAUCUCCAACACCUUUAAGAUCAACACUUGCCUAGUUUUCAUAUACACCCCCUCCCCCACAUCAGCAGUUUCUCCAUCUGCAAUUCGGUAGCAGUGUUAGGACAAGCCUGGCUUUACAGCAUUCUCAGAGGCCCAAAGCUCAAUUCACAAUUCUUGCACGAAUGUUUCUCUCCUUGGUACCCAUCACAGUUUCCCACCAUCCUGCAUUUCUUUAUGCAUCCCAGGUCUUUCAUCGCUCCACAUGGGUAAGGGUGCCCGCGGUACUUCACUGCCAUUUUUGGGGAAUUAUAUGUGUAAAAAUCAUUUUACCCUUGACAAAACAAAGGAAAAUGCGUCGUCACAACACAGUACCACAGCAUCAUUUCAUCACCAACUUCACCAUCAGAUUCCCAAAUCCCCACUGUCUUCACACCAUCAAGAACAAUCAUGUACUGGAGUCUCACCACAUCUUCCUGAAGAUCGCUGCACUCAGAAACUAUUAAAGAACAUGCUGUUUGUUUAAUUUCAUACUAUUCCUUUUUAUACAGAAAACUGUGCAGCACUAUUAUCGGUCAUGUUCUUUUGUUAUUUAAUAUAUUUAUGCCAAUUUGCACAGUGUAUAAUGUAUUCCCAUGGUUUAUAUAUGGUACAGGAAAGCUUUUUCCCAGUGUCUGUUUUUUUUUUUCUUUAUCCAUGGACAGUUCAUGAACAUAUCCCUUGUGAAUAUGGAGGACUGGGUGCAAUAGCAAUGUUAUGCAGCAAUACUACCAUAUGAAGUCUAUUCUGUUUAAGAUGGUGAACAACAUUUUCCUGGCUGUACAAACAUUCAUAUAACAACAUGUAUGGUA